GGCUCGAGAGUCAGUCCCCAUUUGAAGGCUGGCAUGCAUCACUCACUGCGUCAUUUGAUAGAGCAUUCAGAUAUAUGAAGGCCGAAUACAGCGAUAACGCCAAGCAGCCACAAUCUAUUUGACAAAGGAUUGUUGAACAAAGACGGUUAAAGCUGAAAGUUCGAUAACCCUACUCUCGAAGCAGGUGGGAGGUGUUCUCUCGAUAAAUACGUAUGAACAGCCCUGAGCUCAGUUAGUCUGCAGAUGCCUCUGAGCGCAAACAGGUCAAGUGCCGCUUUUCACCGAGUAAUUCAUUGCAAAUGUCGUGCUAAGAGAGGGCAGCCGUCCGCGAGUAAGUCGUGAAGAUAUUCCAGAAACGAAAUAGGAGGUCCGGCGAUGGAUAAAGAGGACGUCGACGAGGAAUCGGCCGCACGGAGCGGCCUUCCGGCCAUCUGUCGCGCCUACAGCGCCGAGAAAGGUGGCUGCAUGCACCCCAACUGUCCAGCCCUUCACCUGUGCCUGUCCUUCGUUUUGCAUAACAAAUGCAAAGCCGGAUGUGAUAAAGAGCAUACGCUGGGAAGUUCUAGAAACAUCUCACUUCUGGAGCAGGCUGGGUGGGAUGUUCAUCACGACCUGAACCUGGCGAUGGAAGAACUCCGGAAGCAGGAGUACCGCAAUGCUUUCGGCGUGUGCAUGAGGUACAAUCUCGGCCGCUGUGCUACCACCAGAUGCACCCGCUUGCACAUCUGCUACCGCUACGUCCUCGACGACUGCCCGCUGGAGGUCUGUAACCUCAGCCACAAGCUGAAGAGCGUCCCACAUAACGCCAAGCUCCUGAGGGCCGCAGAUUGGUCCACCGAGCCCGAUACGACACUUCUGCUGAAACUUCGAGAAAGCUGCUCUCCUCCGAAGCCCGAGGUCUGCAAAAUGAUGUUCAGCCGGCCGUCGGGCUGCGAGGGUCACUGCAUGAGACUUCACUGCUGCGAGCAAUUCACUCGAGGUAACUGCAGGUACGGCGACAAGUGCAAGCUCAUUCACGAUCUGCACGAUGAUGAAGACGAGGAUGGUCGGCACAAUCAGCGCGUGCUGUCGUUUUUCGGCUGGAGCGUCAGUGAAGCUCUGGAGGAAAUGGUUGUCAGGCGUCAGAGAAAGCCUCCAAGGCGUCGACAGGCAGUGAUGGCGAUUGGUGAUGAUGAUGGAAAGGCGCAGUGACGAUGACGGCGAUGACGAUGCUGAUGACGGCGACGGUGACGAUGACGAUGACGUACUAAGAAAAAAGUAAAGAGUAUGCUUUAGUAUGUGAAGAUGAGAAGUGAUUUAUCUAGUUUCUGUGUCCGUCCUUAACAUAAAUAUUUAAUAUUGUGCAGCUAUCGCCUGUCGUUGUGUUAUGUUCUAAUUGAUAAGGCCUGGUUAGUGGUUAUACGUUACUCAGUAAUGCUAUGCUAUCGUUAGCCUAAAAAUAUUUUAUUGUUAUUGUUUGUGAAGACCUACAAUCAAGAAUGCCUUAUCGCACCUAAACUCAUUGUUACAGCUGGUUCAUUCGUCGGUUGUUUGUUGAAAUGCACAGAAAAUACACGUAUUUGCUGCA
Messenger RNA from Amphibalanus amphitrite, 1567 nucleotides. RefSeq lists its product as uncharacterized. Lineage: Eukaryota; Metazoa; Arthropoda; Thecostraca; Balanomorpha; Balanidae. The record is from RefSeq and is a predicted model, not a curated record. Gene Ontology annotation, molecular function: metal ion binding. The coding region runs from base 376 to 1191 and encodes 271 amino acids. The transcript has 2 exons.